This is a messenger RNA of Adelges cooleyi (spruce gall adelgid), 1240 nucleotides long. Its product is annotated as phospholipase A1-like. NCBI's taxonomy places the organism in Eukaryota, Metazoa, Arthropoda, Insecta, Hemiptera, Adelgidae. The record is from RefSeq and is a predicted model, not a curated record. The transcript is spliced from 6 exons. The coding region runs from base 114 to 1166 and encodes 350 amino acids. Gene Ontology annotation, molecular function: lipase activity.
ACAGCUCUAAUCGACCAAUAUGCCGUCAAGUGUAACCCGAUAUAGCCGAAAAUGAUCUCCACCGUUUUCACAUUGUAUUUCCUUACCGCGUUGUCUUUGGCCGCACACCCGACAUGUCUGCUGUUGCCGCCGACGGACACGAGUGCAAUAUUUUACACACUGUACACCAAGUAAGUGACCGUAUAAUAUCGUUGUGUACCUCGUGUAGAACGACCACUACGAGACUGUCGUUACAAGAUCAUUCGGUCGAAAAGGCGAAACUCGCGGAUACCGAUACCGUGGUCCUGUACGUUCACGGAUACGGUGGGUCCUACGACGAUAUCGGCGCAUUGGCAAUAAGAAAAGGUUAUGUCAACGGAACUGAUGAUCACAAUUUGAUUUUGGUCGAUUACUCCAAACUGAACGGGAAAAUUAUCGGUUCCAACGUGGUUACACUUGCGAUAAGAUAUGCAAAAGCCGUCUACUGCGACUUGCCGAAGGUUUCCCAGAAAAUUGUUGAUUUCAUCAAAAAAAUCUUAAACAAGCGACCCGAAAUCAAACGUGUUCACAUCAUUGGCAUCAGUUUAGGCGGCCAAAUAGCCGGCAAGGUAGGAACUUUGUACAAAAAAGCCACCGGACGUCAUCUGUACAGAGUGACCGCAUUGGAUCCGGCCGGACCGUCGUUCAAAAACGAUCCACAAAUACAUCCGGACAGCGCCGAAGUCGUCGAUGUGAUUCACAGCAACAUUGGCUAUUACGGGUACAUCAAACCAAUGGGAACGGCUGAUUUUUACAUGAACAACGGCGUCACUCAACCCAGUUGCAUCGCAAAUCAGACAGAAGUAAAACGCCUGUUGGACAAACCGUAUGUAAACGAAAAUUUCUGCUCCCACGGAUCUUCGGUGCUAUACUUCGCCGCGUCCAUAGACAACAAACUGUUGGCCAAACCUUGUAAGCAAAUCGGCGAAAUCGUAUCGGACGACCAAGUGAACUUACUGGAAGUCGACGAGGACAACGACAACGCCAUCAGUAAGACUUGCAACGCCCACGGAACGACAACCGACGACGGUCGAGUGGUGUUCGGCCAUCACAUGUCUUCGAGCACCACCGGAUUGUUCUACGCCCACGUUCCGGACUUGUAUCGUUACGUCGGCAAAUUGUUCAACAAGUUUAAACCAGAGCUGUAGCUCUGCAACGAAGCACGGAUUCACGCACGACCAUUGCAUAGGCAACGAAUUUGAAAUAAACACUUAUUUUUAUU